AUGCAGUCCUCCCCCGGAAUGUUGACUAAGUUCGAGUCCAAGUCCUCGAGAGCUAAAGGCAUUGCCUUUCACCCCAAGAGACCAUGGAUCCUCGUUUCGCUACACUCUUCCACCAUUCAGCUCUGGGAUUACCGAAUGGGAACUCUAAUUGAUCGCUUCGAGGAGCACGAUGGUCCCGUCCGUGGUGUCGACUUCCACAAGACACAACCGCUUUUCGUCUCUGGCGGUGACGACUACAAGAUCAAAGUCUGGUCUUACCAGACCCGACGAUGCCUCUUCACCCUCAAUGGCCAUCUCGAUUAUGUUCGAACCGUCUUCUUCCAUCAUGAGCUUCCAUGGAUUCUGUCAGCCUCCGACGACCAGACCAUUCGGAUAUGGAACUGGCAGAACCGGUCGCUGAUUUGUACCAUGACUGGUCACAACCACUAUGCAAUGUGUGCUCAGUUCCACCCCAAGGAAGACCUCGUCGUAUCUGCGUCACUCGAUCAGUCCGUCCGCGUUUGGGACAUCUCCGGCCUCCGAAAGAAGCACUCCGCCCCUACCUCGAUGUCCUUCGAAGACCAGAUGGCGCGCGCCAACCAGAAUCAGACCGACAUGUUUGGAAACACCGAUGCUGUUGUCAAGUUCGUUCUUGAAGGUCACGACCGUGGCGUCAACUGGGUCGCUUUCCAUCCCACCAUGCCCCUCAUUGUUAGCGCUGGCGACGACCGUUUAGUAAAAUUGUGGCGCAUGAGCGAAACAAAGGCUUGGGAAGUCGAUACUUGCCGAGGGCACUUCCAGAAUGCGUCAGGAUGUCUUUUCCACCCCCAUCAAGAUCUAAUCCUGUCUGCUGGAGAGGACAAGACCAUCCGCGUCUGGGACUUGAACAAACGAACUGCUGUUCAAUCUUUUAAACGUGAGAAUGACCGUUUCUGGGUUAUUGCGGCCCAUCCCGAGAUCAACCUUUUUGCUGCUGGUCACGAUAAUGGUGUUAUGGUCUUCAAGCUGGAGCGGGAGCGCCCUGCUUCUGCUGUUCACCAGAACCUUCUUUUCUACGUCACCAAGGAGAAGCACGUCAAGUCUUAUGAUUUCCAGAAGAACAUUGAGAGCCCUACACUCCUAUCGCUCAAGAAGCUUGGCAGUGCCUGGGUCGCACCCCGAACACUGUCCUUCAACCCUGCCGAGCGAUCCAUCCUGGUUACCUCGCCAGCUGAUGGCGGAUCUUACGAAUUGGUUAACCUGCCCAAGGAUGGUUCUGGUGCUAUCGAGCCCGCUGAGUCCAAGCGAGGUGCUGGCAGCUCUGCCAUUUUUGUUGCCCGUAACAGAUUCGCUGUUCUCAACUCCGCCAACCAGACUAUCGACAUCAAGGAUCUCUCUAACAACACCACUCGAUCUUUCAAGCCUCCUACUGGCACUACCGACAUCUACUUUGGAGGCACUGGCAACCUCCUAAUCAUCACACCCACCGCUGUCCACCUUUAUGAUAUCCAGCAGAAGAAGAGCACUGCUGAGCUUGCUGUCAACGGUGUCAAGUAUGUUGUCUGGUCUAAUGACGGACUUUACGCCGCCCUUCUAAGCAAGCACAACGUCACAAUUGUGUCGAAGACUCUUGAGCAGGUCAGCACGUUACAUGAGACCAUUCGUAUCAAGAGCGCCACUUGGGAUGAUGCUGGUGUUUUGCUCUACUCUACUCUGAACCAUGUCAAGUACACUCUCUUGAACGGUGACAACGGCAUUGUCAGAACCCUCGACCAGACUGUCUAUUUGGUCAAGGUCAAGGGCCGCAAUGUGUACUGCCUUGACAGAGCUGCUAAGCCCCGCAUUCUCCAAAUUGACCCUACGGAAUACCGAUUUAAGCUGGCGCUCGUCAAGCGCAACUAUGAGGAGAUGCUCCACAUCAUUCGAAACUCCAGCCUUGUUGGUCAAUCAAUUAUCUCGUAUCUCCAGAAGAAGGGCUACCCCGAAAUCGCCCUCCAGUUCGUCCAGGACCCUACCACUCGUUUCGAUCUUGCCGUUGAGUGUGGUAACCUUGAUGUCGCCGUCGAGAUGGCCAAGGAACUUGACAAGCCUAAGUUCUGGACCCGCCUCAGUACCGAAGCGCUGGCUCACGGCAACCACCAGGUUGUCGAGAUGUGUUACCAAAAGCUCAAGCAGUUUGAUAAGCUGUCUUUCUUGUAUUUGGCUACUGGUGACCGUGCAAAGCUUGCCCGUAUGGCCAAGAUUGCAGAGCACCGUGGUGAUUUCACAUCGCGAUUCCAGAAUGCUGUUUACCUUGGAGAGGUUGAGGACCGGAUCCAGAUGUUUAAGGAGAUCGACCUUUACCCUCUUGCCUAUAUGACCGCCAAGUCCCAUGGUCUUGAGGAGGAGUGUCAGUCUAUCCUAGAGGCCACGGGUCUUACCGAGGAGGACCUUACGCUGCCCACUCUAGGAAGCCCCUUGUCUGCCCCUGCGGCAAUUGUUCCCACCUUCAAGGCUUCCUGGCCUACUAAGGCUACCUCGCAGUCCUUCUUUGAAAAGGCUCUACUCGGCCAAGUUGAAGGUCUUUCCUUGGAGGAUGAACCCGCUUCCGCCAACACAGGCUUCGAGGACGCUAUGGAAGUCGAUUCAGCUGCCAAGCACAACGGUGCUCUGAUUAACGAUGAUGAUGAAGAUGCUGCUGGCUGGGAUAUGGGAGAUGAUGAUGUCCCUGAGGCUGACAGCGAUUUUGUCAACGUCGAGAGUGUUGAUGCAGGUGGCGCUGCCAGCAGCGAGGCCGAUAUGUGGGCGCGAAACUCACCCCUGGCUGUUGAUCACGUCGCUGGGGGCUCUUUUGAAACUGCUAUGCAGCUUCUUAACCGACAGGUUGGUGCUGUCGAUUUCGCGCCUUUGAAAUCACGAUUCCUUGAAGUCUACUCAGCUUCCAAGACUUUCCUCCCUGCUUCUGAAGGCCUCCCUCCUCUGGUAAACUAUGUUCGCAGAACUCUGGAUGAGACCGACCCCAGGAAGGUCUUGCCCAUUAUUCCUCGCGAUCUUGAGCAUCUUGCUUCCAACGACCUUCAAGCAGGUUAUGAUACCAUGAAAGCCAACAAGCUGGAGGCUGGUAUUGGUAUCUUCAAGGGUAUUCUUCACUCCAUUCUUGUGAAUGCUGUAUCAAGUGAGGAUGAAGUCGCCGAAGCCAAGAAGCUCAUCACCUCCGCCAGUGAAUAUGCCGUUGCCAUGAGCAUUGAGCUUUCAAGGAGGCAACUGGGUGCCCCUGAUGUCGUGGCAAAGGAUCCAGAGAAGCUCCAAAGGAGCUUGGAGCUAUCCGCCUACUUCACCAUUCCUAAGAUUGAGGUGCCCCACCGACAGCUUGCUCUGCUGAGUGCUAUGCAACUGGCUAUCCGCAACAAGAACUACAACUCCGCUCUGAGCUUUGCAAACCGCAUCAUUGCCAACGGAGGUGCCACUAAGAUUGUAGAAAACGCGAAGAAGACCAAGGCUCAAUGCGAGCGCAAUCCCAAUGAUGCUAUUGAGAUUGAGUUCGACCAGUUCGCCGAAUUUGAUGUGUGCGCUGCCAGUCAUACACCCAUCUACAGCGGCACUGCUUACGAGGAGUGUGCCUUUGAUGGCUCAAAGUACCACACCAAGUACAAGGGCACUGUCUGCCGCGUGUGUGAAGUGUGUGAGAUUGGCAAGCAUGGAAGCGGCUUGAAGCUGUUCGCCUAA
Fusarium coffeatum is the source of this 3663-nucleotide messenger RNA. RefSeq lists its product as uncharacterized. Gene Ontology annotation, biological process: intracellular protein transport; endoplasmic reticulum to Golgi vesicle-mediated transport; intra-Golgi vesicle-mediated transport. Gene Ontology annotation, molecular function: protein binding; structural molecule activity. The transcript is spliced from 6 exons. The coding region runs from base 1 to 3663 and encodes 1220 amino acids. The record is from RefSeq and is a predicted model, not a curated record. NCBI's taxonomy places the organism in Eukaryota, Fungi, Ascomycota, Sordariomycetes, Hypocreales, Nectriaceae. Gene Ontology annotation, cellular component: COPI vesicle coat.